CAUGUCUCCAUAGUUUCAGCCACCAUUUUGUUUGUGGUGUGUUUGAGUUUGUGUGUCUGAGACGGAAUAACACACACACCAGCGGGUUUAUUUUAAACACAGGUCGCCAGAAAUGGACGGCAUCGGAGAUGUCGCAGUUGGCGUAAAGAGAGGAUCAGAUGAGCUGCUGUCCGGCAGCAUGUAUUACAGCCCCAGUUCUGGGCUGAGCAGUGUAAGUGAUGGAACAUCUAACGGCAGCAACAGCAAAAAGCUUCGAGUUGAAGACAGAGUCGGCGACGCUCCGCUGUCCCGUGUUCUCCACAUCAGGAAGCUACCCAAUGAUGUCUCAGAAACUGAGAUCAUUGCUCUGGGGCUACCUUUCGGAAAGGUCACCAAUAUCCUCACGUUGAAAGGCAAAAACCAGGCAUUUCUGGAGUUGAGCACAGAGGAAGCUGCCAUGACGAUGGUCAAUUAUUACUCUGCUGUUACGCCUCAUGUCCGUAAUGUGCCUGUAUACAUCCAGUACUCCAAUCACAAAGAACUCAAGACCGACAAUUCAAACCAGUCAGGUGGGACUACAGCAUCAGGGUCCAACUCCAGCAAUGGUGGAGGUACACCUUCCAGUCCAGUGCUAAGGAUAAUCAUCGAUAACAUGUUUUACCCUGUUACCCUGGAUGUCUUACAGCAGAUCUUUUCAAAGUUUGGCACCGUCAUGAAAAUCAUCACAUUCACCAAGAACAAUCAGUUUCAGGCGUUGUUGCAAUUCAGCGAUUCAGCCAAUGCACUGCAUGCUAAAGUGGCCCUAGAUGGUCAAAACAUAUACAAUGCCUGCUGUACCCUUCGCAUAGACUUCUCAAAACUCAUCAACCUGAAUGUGAAGUACAAUAAUGAUAAGAGCAGAGAUUACACCAGGCCAGAGCUUCCUGUUGGAGAUGGCCAGCCUGCUUUGGAUCCCUCUAUGGCCGCUGCCCUGGGUAAAGACUCCAGUUCCCUGCUUGGUAAGAUCCCAGGUGCUGUGAGCCCGCUGAGUGCGGCUGCUGCUGCUGCGGCCGCUGCUGGGAGAGUCGCUCUGUCGGGUCAGUCGGGGACCAGUGGGGUCCUGCUUGUUAGCAAUCUAAAUGAAGAGAUGGUUACGCCCCACAGUCUGUUUACCCUAUUCGGAGUUUAUGGAGAUGUGCAGCGUGUGAAGAUUCUUUUUAAUAAGAAAGACAGUGCACUGAUACAGAUGGCCGAUAUGAAUCAGGCUCAGCUUGCAAUGAGUCAUUUGAAUGGCCAGAAGAUGUAUUCAAAGAUCAUUCGGGUGACAAUGUCGAAACACCAGACCGUUCAGUUACCGAGGGACGGUUUGGACGACCAGGGUCUCACCAAGGACUUCACAAACUCUCCACUGCAUCGUUUCAAAAAGCCCGGCUCCAAGAACUUCCAGAACAUCUUCCCUCCUUCUGCCACACUACAUCUGUCAAACAUCCCGCAAGACAUAACUGAAGAAGACCUCAGAGUCCUGUUCUCCAACUCUGGUGGCACUGUGAAAGCUUUCAAGUUUUUCCAAGAUCACAAAAUGGCUCUGAUUCAGAUGACAACCAUUGAGGAAGCCAUUCAGUGCCUGGUUGACCUCCACAAUUACAACAUGGGUAAUAACCACCACCUGAAGGUCUCCUUUUCCAAAUCAACCAUCUAAAGGAAUCCAAGAGGUCCUGCUUCCAACACCUGUUGUCUAGCGUUACCUAUAUGACUGUUGAAGUACACUGGGGACCACAAUUUGAGAUUUUCCAAGUUUCAUCUGUCAUUCCUCAAGAAGAUUUUGAAAGAAUGAAAAGCAGAAAUAUGGACUGUUUUUGAGAAUUGUUACCCCUCAUGCGGUUGUCCUUGGUGAGACAUAUACAUAUGCUAUUCUCUUUAGUGGCAGAAAGGUCUUAUGGUGUAAAGUCUGAACCUCUAAUAGUGAGCAGAAAAUUAAUGUGCCUUACAAAACUUGAAAUACUUCAUUUUCUCAAGCCCAGGCAGUCCACCACAGAGUCACAGGCUCUGACGGUAAAAAUAUUACACUGUAAAGUUUUAAUACAAAAAUUCUUAUCUUGUUCCCUCUUGUGUCUGAUGCGUAUAGUAAGUUAACUCUUUUGCUUUGUGUUUUUUUGCAUUUCAUGUUUCUUUAAUUUGAAAUGUCUGCACAAAAGUUGUGAAUUGUAAAUAGGAAACGAAAGAAUUUUCUAAUGAUGUUAGGCCACCAAUUCAGCUAAACGUGGCAUCUUUUGAAGGAAAACAAAAAAGGAUUGAUACAUUUUGUUCACAUUGUAAUUGCUAAUUCUUCUCUCUUCAUUCUCUCUAUAAGAAUUCAUUUUCUUUUGAAUGUUUCUUGGCCCUAAACAAAAGUUUAGGACUGAUAGUUAAUCCAGAGUCUUUUAAAGUGUUGCAUGGAUUGGAGAAGGCCUUCAUUACUUCCUAGUAUGAUUUGGUAAGGACCAAAAUCAAUGUGCCUGUAGUCUUAAUUUACUUCCAAGAUUGCGGAGCAUUUUAGUUUACUUCCUCUUUUGGCAUUUUGGAAGAGAGGAGUCCAUGGACAGGCUUAUGAUUUGAGAAAACUGAUAAUUGGUGGUAUUCAUUGGCAAUGCAAACUUGCCCAUCUCUUCCAUACAUCCUCCACCAAGGUGGUUGAACAUCACAGGAGAACAGCUUGUAUGACUGUUUUAGAGGUAUAAACAUUUCUGUACAUUUUCUGAUUUUGUUUACUUUUUUACAUCUCUAGGAAUGUAUAAUUUGCAAUAGUUUGGAUAAGUGGCACAAUUAAAAGAUAAUUUUUUCUAACAAAACUCAAAAGGUUUGACUUGGUUGUGUGUUUUGAUCUUUUUCUUUUUUCCUGUUUUCUGCUUUUUUCCUGUAGCAUGCUCAAUAAACACUUCUGCAUUCACUUUC
Molecule: messenger RNA, 2889 nt
Organism: Myxocyprinus asiaticus (Chinese sucker)
Lineage: Eukaryota; Metazoa; Chordata; Actinopteri; Cypriniformes; Catostomidae
Product: polypyrimidine tract-binding protein 2-like
Exons: 14
Coding region: 113-1657 (514 amino acids)
Biological process (GO): mRNA processing; regulation of RNA splicing
Cellular component (GO): nucleus
Molecular function (GO): mRNA binding
Source: RefSeq, a predicted model, not a curated record